Messenger RNA from Nicotiana attenuata, 1215 nucleotides. Its product is annotated as WRKY transcription factor 22-like. Gene Ontology annotation, cellular component: nucleus. Bases 1 to 1053 code for a protein of 350 amino acids. Gene Ontology annotation, molecular function: transcription cis-regulatory region binding; DNA-binding transcription factor activity. NCBI's taxonomy places the organism in Eukaryota, Viridiplantae, Streptophyta, Magnoliopsida, Solanales, Solanaceae. Gene Ontology annotation, biological process: regulation of DNA-templated transcription. The transcript has 3 exons. The record is from RefSeq and is a predicted model, not a curated record.
AUGGGUGACAACAAUUGGAAUCUAGGUGCAGUUGUAAGAAGCUAUAACAUUAGACCUAGUCAUGACACCAACAAGGUAGAAGUUCCCAGUUUAGGCUUAGAGUCUCUGACUUUUGAAAACGAUGAUGAUUGGAAUUUUUUCCAUAGUCUUUUAGAUGUUGACCGUGAUGACGACAUCAUGACUUUCGAAUGUUUAACUGAUAUAUUCUCUAGGAAUGAACAAAAACCUGAUGCGUCUCAACCUUCUUUUGUUAGUGUUCCUAUUGCUGAUGAGGUCAAGAAUGACCAAAAUCACCAACAGCUGCUGUUACAGCCCAUUCAAUUACCAGCUCAGCAGACCCAACCAAUUCCUCCACCAUCACCAGCGGCUGCAGUGUGUGUGCCAGCAGCAGCACCGCAGCAAGUGAUUCUGCAGAAACUGAAUCCAUGUCCAGUUCUGAAGCGGGCUAAAGUCCGUCCUACUAUCACUGUUUCCAUUAGAAAUCCAAUCAUCCAAAUUCGAAGAAGGAAAAAUCAGCCGGAAAAGACAGUCUAUGAAGUGAGCCAAGAGGAACUCAUUGAUUUUACAUGGGCAUGGCGUAAAUAUGGUCAGAAGCCAAUCAAAGGGUCUCUAUUUCCGAGGAACUACUUUAGGUGUAGCACUUCAAAAGACUGCGACGGAAGGAAACACAUUGAGAAAAGCCCAAGGCAUCCAAACCUUUUUAUCGUCGCCUAUUCAGGUGAACACAACCAUCCUCCCCCGGCUAACCGGUGCACUCUCUCCGACAGCACCAAUUCCAAACCCAAAUCCAAAAAGCUCCCAAAAGGCAUAAACAUUGUUCCUAGGCGAUCCUUAAGCUUCAAUUCAUCUUCAUCUAAUGACUCCGGUUCCAGACCAAUUAGCCCAAAUAUGAACGAAAUGGUUGUAGAGGAGACGAAAGCAGACAAUGAAGAGGAAGAGGAGAAAGUUGUUCCGAUUCCUAACAAUUUCAUGACUGAAGACAUUAUCAAGAGCUCUGAAGAACUCAAUGGAAUUACUACCGCUGCACCAAAAUUUGCCCACCUAAUGGCAUGAAAGGGACAGAGGGAAUUGAGCAUAUGCAUAUUAUCUUUUCCCUCCUCCGCCAACUCUAUCUAUCACCUUUUUUCUGUUAUAACCAUGUUGUUAUAGGCUUCUAUUUUAGAUUUAGUGCGCGCAGGAAUUUCGGGUAUGUAGUUUGCAGUUUAACUAUGUACA